CGCGCGGCGAGUUGAACAACGUCGGGUUGGGGCACCGGUGCUGAAUCAGUUCGACGAUAGCCCGCAAACCGGCGAGCGAAGGUCCCGGCGCUCCGAGGUGUCCCGUCUCUCGCCUUCGACUUCGUUGCGCGUUGUCCCGAAAAGCGGGCGUGUCCAGUCUAGGCAGCGCGGCGGGCGCAGCUCGAAGCGAGCACCACAAGAGACCCCGAUCAGCAACGCUCGGAGCCCGUUGACGUCACCAGUCGCAGGAGUCUCGCGUGCCUACAGCGCAAAGCUCCACAAGACUCUCAGCAGCAAUGGACCGUGGCGGCCUGCCGUGCUGGGUGCUGCUUUGCGCCGUGUGCCUAGUGCAGGCGAGACCGCGCUUCUACGGCCUGGCUCCCAUGAAGCCCAGGAGUCUCACGGGCCUCCCUGAGUGCAUGGAAGACAGCGCUUGCGCCUAUGUGCAACUCAACCUCGCCGGCAUCAACUCCGAGCAACUGUGCCGCUGCUCCGACGGCCUCAGCUGCCCCCUCGACUGGGACCCGCUGGAUGGCCGCACCGUGUCGCACGGCAACGACCAGUACAAGUACUGCGGGCGGGCGCCACGCCUGGCGCGCUGCCUGCGCGACCAGGUGGUGUACAGCACGGCGGUGAAGCUGUCGCUGCUGACGGGCAUCAAGCUGGAGAACACGGCGCGCCUGCACUGCUCGUGCCCGCCCACGCACAUCUUCUACCGCAACCAAACCAGCCACCAGCAGUACGACAACGGCGUCACCGCCAUCGACGUCAGCACGCUCUGCAAACGCCCUCCGACCUGCGAGCCCGUGGAAGAGGACGCCUGCAUGGCCAUCUCGGAGUCCUUCGUCACCGGGACAGUUUUCGUGAAGCGCGACUGCGCCUGCCCCGCAGGCAUGCGCUGCCCGACCGACUUGGACCUGGCCGCAGACCGCGUCGAGCUAGCCAAGGGCACCUACUACCUCAUGAACUGCCUCCCCGAGCGCGCCUGAAUGGCGCGCCACAGCCGCCAAUAAAAGCACGCGCGGCCCUCAUCCGCCCUUUACCCUG
Molecule: messenger RNA, 1047 nt
Organism: Rhipicephalus sanguineus (brown dog tick)
Lineage: Eukaryota; Metazoa; Arthropoda; Arachnida; Ixodida; Ixodidae
Product: U-scoloptoxin(11)-Sm5a
Exons: 6
Coding region: 297-989 (230 amino acids)
Source: RefSeq, a predicted model, not a curated record